Messenger RNA from Sycon ciliatum, 1911 nucleotides. Its product is annotated as spondin-2-like. Gene Ontology annotation, biological process: cell adhesion. Bases 192 to 1166 code for a protein of 324 amino acids. The transcript has 8 exons. Gene Ontology annotation, cellular component: extracellular matrix. NCBI's taxonomy places the organism in Eukaryota, Metazoa, Porifera, Calcarea, Leucosolenida, Sycettidae. The record is from RefSeq and is a predicted model, not a curated record.
UGCACAUGAAUAUUUUAGCUUUUGUCGUUUUGACACCUCUGGUUUUUAGUACCGCAAGCGAAAAGUAGCUCUGUCACGCUGCGCCCCACGUACCUAGAUCUUGCUGGUCUGUAGUUCCAACGCCACGGACACGGUCUUCCUGUUCCGAAACUAAUUACUUGAAAUAGUUAGACUUCUCGAGGCUGACGACGAUGGCCAAACUAUCCGACAUCCUCUGCUUAGCAGCAAUCCUGGCGGCUGCAAACAUCCAUGUUCUCCAUGCUUGCAAUUGCAGUGCAACGGGCACAGCCACCUACACGGUGACGUUUGAAUCGCAGUGGACUCUGCCGACGCCACCCACCUUCGCCCACUGGUCUCCACCAAUUGGAACUAGCCACAGUGCCUGCUACGUCAUGUGGCGUCGCGGAACAGACGCCAGCACCGGAAUGGAGGCCAUGGCAGAGCUUGGCAGAACAGGUAGCCUCAAAAGUGAAUUUACUGCUCAGGGAGCUGAUACGCUCGACACUAUCAGCGGUAUUCCUCCGAGCGUUCAAAGAUCAGCUCCAGCUAUCACAUUCACAGUUGACAGGUACCGCCCGUAUGUGUCAGUGACGUCCAUGAUUGCGCCGAGUCCCGAUUGGUUCGUUGGCGUGGACACCCUGGACCUGUGUGAUGACUCCAGCUGGGUGAACGAGGUCGUGCGCCCGGCCUUCCCGUAUGACGCCGGUACCGACAACGGACUGGAGUUCGGGUCUUUGGACAUCGACAAAAGCCCACGUGAGAAGAUUGCCAGGAUUACGUCCACCAGCCCAAACACUCAAUCGUUUCUCUCCCCGUCGGCUGUCAUCCCCAUGGGCAAUUUCAAGUUCACUUUUGUCAGCAUGGCCGCUACUCCAGCGCCUGUCGACCCAAUGUGCUCCCAGUGUCCAGUGUCCUCAGUCGGAGGGGAUUCCCCAACCGGUUCCACAGGUAUGGGCACUAGCACGAGUGCGAUUACGAGCUCGAUUGUGAGCACCAGCAUGAUGAAUGUGACCACCAGCAUGCCUGUGAUCCCCAGCACCAGCGCGAAUGCACCCGCAGGUAACGUAGCUGGUACAACAGACAGCAGCCAAGCGCCAGUUUCCCCCGCUCUGGCUGUGAUCGCGACGGCCGGCAUGCUGGCAGUCGCUCGCAUCCUGCUGUAUUAAGAGCUGUCACCAAUCAUCAGUGAACAAUGCGUUACUGUGCCAAAGUGCUGCGUUGCACUUUGCUGUGCACUAUCGACAUCCUCAUAGCUGCUUGCUCAUUCUACACGUUUGCACCUAACGCAUGCCGUUGUUCUGCGAGAUCCCAAGAUCUUGCCACACAUCUCUCCCCUUUAUUUAAAUUGGAUAAUGCCGCUGCUUUUAAUGUUUCAACGUGCUUGACAAUCGACUUCUCUUAUCAAAUUCCGUGUUGACAUUGCCUUCUCCGAGUGACUCACGCUCCUGUCUCCAUGGAAACCGCCUUGCCAUCCUUUCCAGCACAUGUCCCUGACAUUUCCCGGUUCCCUUCGGCGUAUUGUCUGUCCACCUUUCUGAAACACAGUUAUAUUUUUUUAAAGAGAAUAUUUCCAUCAUUUGUCUCGCUCACUGUUUGUUGGCUUUCCGUCAACCUUUGGCGGCUUGCAUUUGGAAUAAGUAUCCUUCACAUGCAUCGGAAUCCUGUAAAACGCCCAAUGUUUGCGUCAGUAAAUUUUUGCGAUCUCUCAGAACCAGCAAGUUUUCGAUGGCAAAUGUCUAGGAGUACUGUGGCCACACACAUACACCCACUGUUGAAGUUUGAUUUAGUGAUUGUUAAUAUUUGCGUUGUACUCUUCUCGCAAAAUUAGCAAACAUUAAUACGCUGGAAACAUUUAAUAGGCAGUUUACAAUAACUUAUUUUUAGAACUAACAAGUACGUGCAACAACUCUU